This is a messenger RNA of Amphibalanus amphitrite, 2240 nucleotides long. Its product is annotated as tRNA-dihydrouridine(20) synthase [NAD(P)+]-like. The record is from RefSeq and is a predicted model, not a curated record. Gene Ontology annotation, biological process: tRNA dihydrouridine synthesis. Gene Ontology annotation, cellular component: cytoplasm. The coding region runs from base 387 to 2045 and encodes 552 amino acids. The transcript is spliced from 9 exons. Gene Ontology annotation, molecular function: tRNA dihydrouridine synthase activity; flavin adenine dinucleotide binding; tRNA binding. NCBI's taxonomy places the organism in Eukaryota, Metazoa, Arthropoda, Thecostraca, Balanomorpha, Balanidae.
GUGUACAGCUACGUUCGCGACUCGCGUUGACGUACAACUUUUUUGUUGCUUUGCAUACUUUGUGUACAAAUAUUUCGCUUUUAUCAUCUAAGCAGAUUUUUUUGGCUUUUUCUUUAUCAUCGCGCUAUUGAUUUCGUCUUCUAGAUAAGAGACAAACAAAAAUAAAAUGGUCACAAGUAAGCAGAAAAACAAAUGGCUUGACGACGACAUAUAGACAAUAGAACACGCUGAACUUCGCUUCACAACUUUGCAGCUUUCAUAUCAACAACCCAAGCUUGUAGCAUUUUGCUCACUUUUGCUUUGGGAGCAGAGAGCGUGGAGGGGGUGGUGGCGGUGCAUUGCGUUUCAUCGCUAAUAAUAAGUAUUUUAUUUUAUUAUUAAUUACAAUGGAUUACAAGAAUAAGAUCAUUCUGGCACCAAUGGUUCGUGUCUCUACACUACCUGUUCGUCUUCUGGCUUUGGAAUAUGGCGCUGAUAUUGUUUUUACCGAAGAGCUCGUGGACUGGAAGCUUUUGGCAGCUGUGAGGCAAGUAAACAAAUCGCUGGGGACUGUGGACUAUGUGGACCCAGCGGAUGGCACUGUCAUUCUGCGCACCUGCGAAGAGGAACGCUCCCGAGUGGUGCUCCAGAUGGGCACAUGUGACGCAGAGCGAGCCCUCCAGGUGGGCCGCAAAUUUGAGAAUGAUGUGGCCGGCAUCGACAUCAACAUGGGCUGUCCCAAGGAGUUCUCCAUCAAGGGCGGCAUGGGCGCCGCCCUGCUGCAGCAGCCCGACAAGGUCAAGGACAUUCUGACGACGCUCGUCAAAGGAGUCAGAGUGCCAGUGACUUGUAAGAUACGCCUGCUGGCCUCGGACGCCGAGACGCUCUCCUUCUGCCGGAUGGUGGAGUCGUGUGGCGUGGCAGCGCUCACCGUUCACGGCCGUACGCGUCACGAGCGGCCGCGGCACCCCGUGCACGAGGACGCCAUCCGGCGCGUGGCAGAGGCGCUCACCAUACCCGUCAUCGCAAACGGCGGCUCUCGGCACAUCCAGUGCCGGGCGGACGCCGAGGCGUUCCGGGAGCGCUGCGGUACCUCGGGCGUCAUGCUGGCCCGCGCCGCCAUGUGGAAUCUCUCUGUGUUUCGGACGGAGGGGCCGCUGGAGAUGGACACGGUCAUCACCCGGCUGUUGGAACUGUGUGUCAGGUACCACCACCCGUUCACGCAGGCCAAGUACACAGUACAGCAGAUGUUACGAGAGCUACAGGAGACGCCUCGCGGCAAACGAUUCCUGGCUGCGCAGACCCUCGAGGAAAUCUGCGCCAUCUGGGGUCUGGGUGGCGCCUGCCGCGCCGCGAUCGGACCCCCGACCAGCCCCGACGGUAGACCGCUGUCCAAACGGCCGCGGCUCGACGACGGCGUGGAGCCCGGACACCGAGCCUUCGUGCGGGGUCACUAUACGCCGGAGCAGCUGCCUAAGACGCUGCUGCACGCGUGGAGCGUGCGCCACGGCCUGCCACUGCCCAGCUACCAGCUCGAGUUCUCCGACAAACUGUUCAGAGCCGUCUGUACCGUCAAGGAGCGCAGAUACGCAUCACUCUGGGAGAAGAAUAAGAAGUUUGCCGAGCAGGGCUCUGCCCUCACCUGCUGCCUAUGUCUGGGAAUCGGCGGCCUGCCCACGGACAUCGGCCUGGUGUCCCCUGUGUCCGCCGGACAGCCGGUGUCCGCUGGACAGCCAGUGUCCGCCGUUACUGGGAGUGGCGACGGUCACACGUCGCAAAAGGACAUCUCGGGUGGGACGACAAACGGCCGGCACGGCCCCGAGACCGACCCCCAGCGGUGUGCAGUGGGGCUGGAGGAGCGAACGGUAGGUCAGGACAGGCCAGUGAAGGGAACGGGGGAGCAGAACGAUGCGUCGGUGAUGGUGGAGAAGGGGGCGACAGAAAUGACACAGGACGGGGCGAGAGUGGAGGGAGAGGCCACGCAAAACGGGGAGUCAGCAGCCGCCGAAUGUGAACGGAAAACGAACGGUUUCGCCCCUGCCGGCCAGUUGGUCGGAGGUGUCUGAUUAGGGCAGAGAUGAACGAUUUGAUGUCUGUUUUAGUAUGUGGGGCUGGGCUGAUAAGUGAGGGGACCCUAUUGUUGUUAGAGGCUGAGUGGCCAGUUGUGAGGUUUGUUUUGAUUUUUCAGGGACGAGGGUAGGGUGACAAUGCAGCCAAGAUACCUCUGAUAGUGUUAUAUGAAUACAUGACACAUUGUGCAA